Messenger RNA from Cryptomeria japonica (Japanese cedar), 480 nucleotides. RefSeq lists its product as uncharacterized. The transcript is spliced from 2 exons. Lineage: Eukaryota; Viridiplantae; Streptophyta; Pinopsida; Cupressales; Cupressaceae. The record is from RefSeq and is a predicted model, not a curated record. The coding region runs from base 1 to 480 and encodes 159 amino acids.
AUGGGAGCCGAAGGUGGCAACACUUGCACGGGGGCCAGAGGCAACACGGAGACUGGGGGCCGCACGAAGAUCAAAGGCGACAUGGAGACCGUAGGUGGUAGGUGGCAUGGGGACAGGGUCCACAGCCUGCAUUCGUCCUGGGGCCAAAAAACCAAAUCCCCCCUAAAAAAUGCCAAAAAAGAGGUCUGGUGGCUUGUUUGGGCGGAGGAGGCUAGGGAGCGGCGCUCCGGUGGCAGCCUGGUGGUUCUCCGGUGGCAGAGAGGAGCUCCAAUGGCAGCCGGGCGGCAAGGAGGCUGGCGGAGCAGGGGGCCGGGUGGAGCGGCGGCCGGGGAGCGGAGCGGGCCGGGGCUAAGCUACGGCUGGGCGGAGUGGGCUGGGGCUGAGCGGUGGCUGGGCGGCGGGCCGGGCGGAGGGGGCUACACAGGAAACGGCUGGCGGCAAAGGAGGCCGGGGAGGGCCGGCGGCAGGGGGGUCGGGUAG